CACAGUCUGCCAAUGACUCUGGCCGUAGUUAGACGGCUCCGGACAACUUUCUGAACUUGAUCUUACAGAGGGAGGGGGCGAGAUGGGGUUCGAGCUGGAUCGUUUCAACGGGGAGGUGGACCCCGAGCUGAAGUGCAACCUGUGCAACAAGGUGCUGGAGGACCCGCUGACUACCCCGUGCGGGCACGUCUUCUGCGCGGGCUGCGUGCUGCCCUGGGUGGUGCAGCAGGGCAUGUGCCCCGUGAAGUGCCAGAGGAUGUCCACCAAGGAACUCAAUCACGUCCUGGCGCUCAGGAACCUCAUCUCCAAGCUGGACAUUAAGUGCGACUACCGGCCGCGGGGCUGCACCAAGGUGGUUCACCUGCAGAACUUGGCCGAGCAUGUGGAGAUGUGCGAUUACAGCCCGGCCCGUUGCAGGAACAAGGGCUGCAAGGAGGUGCUGAACCUGAAGGACAUGGACGUGCACAUGCGGGAGAGCUGCGAGUGCCGGCCGGUGGGCAUGUGCGAGCAGGGCUGCGGGCUGGUGCUGCUGUACCGCGACCUGGCGCAGGCGGGCGGCCGCCACUGCUGCCUGCAGGCGCUGAGGGCGCAGAGCGGCUCGCUGCAGCUGCAGGCGGCCGGCCUGGCGCAGGAGCUGCGGCAGCAGGCGGCCCGCGCCGGCAAGCGGGAGAAGGCGCUGCUGGCCCGCGUCUCGGCGCUGCAGAGCGAGGUGCAGCUCACCGCCCUGCGCUACCAGCGGAAGGUCCAGCACUACAUGGGCCACGGCAAGGAGGCGGCGGGCCGCUGCGGGGGUGGUGAAACCAAACCAUUAACUGUUGUUUUGCGCAGAGAAAAUGACACUCUUGGAUUUAACAUUAUUGGCGGAAGGCCCAGUCCGAACAGUGAGGACGAUUCUUCAAGUGAAGUAAUUUAUGUGUCCAAGGUUAUGGAGAACGGACCCGCCAACAGACCUGACGGACUGCAAGUUCAUGACAGGAUCAUCGAGGUCAAUGGGAAGGACCUGUCGAAAGCCACACACGAAGAGGCAGUAGAAGCUUUUCGCAAUGCCAAGGACCCAAUUGUUGUGCAAGUUCUGCGGAGAACCCCCGUCACAAAAAGUCAUGGCAGCUCCCAGGAGGUCCCACUGGUCGAUGCUGGCACACAAACCGAAAUUACUUUUGAACACAUCAUGGCUCUCUCCAAGCUCAGAUCAUCUUCACCUCCAGUGCCUGACAUCUGCCCAUAUUUGCUGUCAGACAGCUGUCACUCCCUGCACCCUAUGGCCCAUGACUACUAUGAAGCUGGUGAUUACCUUCCCAACUUGACACAUGACGGCGACCGAGCUGAUGAAAUGGAAUACGAGGAGGUUGAACUCUGCCGCAUCAGCAGCCAGGAGAAGUUGGGCUUGACGGUCUGCUACAGAACAGACGACGAUGAAGAUGAUAGCGGGAUCUAUGUCAGCGAGGUUGACCCGAAUAGCAUUGCUGCCAAAGACGGGCGCAUCAGGGAAGGAGAUCGGAUUGUGCAGAUAAAUGGCAAGGAUGUCCAAGACCGGGAAGGGGCAGUGGCAUUGCUCUCCAGUGAGGAAAGCAGAAAUAUUCUACUGCUAGUUGCGCGACCUGAGAUUCAGUUGGAUGAGGGUUGGCUGGAUGAUGAUCGAAAUGAUUUUCUUGAUGAGCUACACAUGGACAUGUUGGAAGAGCAACACAAUCAAGCGAUGCAGUUUACAGCCACUGGUCUCGAGCAGCAGAAAAAGCAUGAAGAAGAUGGCGGAACAACGGACACCGCGACCACCUCUUCCAAUAACCACGAGAAGGACAGUGGGCUCGGCCGCACAGACGACAGCGUGAGGAACGACGAGAGCUCAGAGCAGGAGAUCCUCGGCGAGGAGCAGAACAGCACCUUGCUCCAGAGCCAGCGGGAGCUGGGCUACAGCCAGGACACCUUGGGCAGCAGCGAGCUGCAGUGCAACGAAAGCUUUGUGUCGGGUGAAUACAACGACUCCGAUUUCGUUGGCACUCAGGACGAAGAAUGCGAGAGGUUCAAGGAGCUCUUGGAGCUGAAGUGCAAGAUGAACAACCGCAGCCAGUUUGACCUGUACUAUUCCACGAGCACUAUAGAGUGUGGCAGGAGGCAGCAAGAGGUAAUGGACCGGGAGCUGGAAAUGCUCAACGAGGAGCUGAGGAACAUUGAGCUGGAGUGCCAGAACAUCAUGCAGGCGCACCAGCUUCAGAAGGUGAGGGAGGAGUACGGGGACGUGUGGUCCAUCCACGGCAGCAGCUUCAGGAACUACAACACCAGCAUCGACCCGCAGAGGGGGAAGCUGGCGGACAUCAUGGAGCACCCCGAGAAAUCGGACAAGGACAGCUCGAGCGCCUACAACACGGCAGAGAGCUGCCGCAGCACCCCGCUGACGGUGGACCGGUCUCCGGACAGCUCCCUGCAGCGGAUCGUCAGCGUCACCAACAAGCGGAACCUGAGGAGCUCGGCGGACGCGGCCCAGGCUGCGUCCAGGGAGGCCAGCCCCGCCGUCAGCAGCUCCUCGGAGACGCCGGAGACCGCCGUGCCCGGGGAGGAGACGGAGAACGUGACGGAGGGGAGCAAGUCAGGAGACCAGGAGAGAGGCGGCAGCGGCGGGCAGCGGGUGCCGUACCUGUCGCCGUACCACAGCUCACCGCACAGGCACGUCGACAUACCCGCCCACGCCAGGCACUACCAGAGCUACAUGCAGCUCAUCCAGCAGAAGUCGGCGGUGGAGUACGCCAACAGCCAGCUCAGCCUGGUCAGCAUGUGCAAGGACCCCCAGAAGGCCACGGCCGACUCCAAGAUGGAGUGGAAAGUGAAGAUCCGCAGCGACGGGACGCGGUACAUCACAAAGCGGCCCGUGCGCGACCGCCUGCUCAAGGAGCGUGCCCUGAAGAUCAAGGAGGAGCGGUGCGGCAUGACCACGGACGACGACGCCAUGAGCGAGAUGAAGACCGGCCGCUACUGGAGCAAGGAGGAGCGGAAGCAGCACGUGGUGCGCGCCAAGGAGCAGCGGCGACGGCGGGAGUUCAUGAUGCGCAGCCGCUUGGAGUGCCUGCGGGAGAACCCGCAGAGCGGCGGCGAGGGCAAGAAGGAGGUCAACAUCAUCGAACUGAGCCACAGGAAAAUGAUGAGGAAGCGGAACAAGAAAAUCUUUGACAACUGGAUGACAAUCCAAGAACUAAUGACACACGGUGCCAAGUCACCAGACGGCACAAGGAUCUACAAUUCUUUCCUCUCAGUUACUACUGUGUAAAAGGGACACUUUUUAUAAGGACGCUAUCCAUUUGAGGUAGCAUACAAUUGCCUCGUUAAAUGUGGCAUGUCAUUUUUUUCUAUCCGAGGACCGCUUCUGAUCUAAUCGUGGUUUUUACAAGCAGUUGCUGAUCACUUUUACAAAAUUUAAUAAUGUGGUAACUUUGUUUGUAGAUUGAAAAUUCCCAUCAUCCAUACCAUGAUCUUCAAUCUCACUAUUUGUAAAAAAAAAGAGCCAUAUUUCAUAUUAUACUAUGCCUAAUGUAACUUAAGAAUCUGAUUUUAUUACGUCUGUUAAUCAUUACACGUUUCUUUUGUAUUAUGGUUAUGUUAUUAAAACUAUAUGACGCCAAUCCCAAUAGCUUUGCAUACUUGAGCUGUUAGCUCUUACAUGACAUUACUACUUCUGCUGCAACAUGGAACAUAAACUAUUAACAUCCAAGUUUUUAACUUUCACAUUUGUUCAGCCAUGUAUUGUACGAUUAGUCUGUAAAUUAAAAGUGUAUUGUCCAAGUAAAGUGUAGGUGGUUGAGUGAUUCGUACUCUAGUGGAUAUGAUGCUGUAGUCAGGUAAAUUAUGUGGUUAUU
Messenger RNA from Pristis pectinata (smalltooth sawfish), 3845 nucleotides. RefSeq names its product PDZ domain-containing RING finger protein 4-like. NCBI's taxonomy places the organism in Eukaryota, Metazoa, Chordata, Chondrichthyes, Rhinopristiformes, Pristidae. Gene Ontology annotation, biological process: protein ubiquitination. The record is from RefSeq and is a predicted model, not a curated record. The coding region runs from base 83 to 3259 and encodes 1058 amino acids. The transcript has 10 exons. Gene Ontology annotation, molecular function: protein binding; ubiquitin-protein transferase activity.